AUGGGCAACGGUGGUGGUGGUGGGGGUGGUGUUACUUUGUCACACCGGACCCUGGACCCAGUCAUGGCGACUAAGUGGCAACAUACGACCCACCAUAAGAAAUUAGACGGAGAGGCGUCGGCGUCGGCGGCGGGCGCUGCGCCGGCGGCGGGCGGCGUCGCCGUCGGGGCCGCCUCGGCCUCCAGCGGUGCGGGGGCGGCGCCGGCGGGGGCGGCGCUGCGCGCCUGGGCGUCCCGGCGGCGGCCGCUGACGCUGGGCUGCCCCCGCGCCGCCCCGACCGCCCCCGUCGUGGGCUGGCUGCUGCACGACCGGCCGCUGGCGCUGCGGGACGACGGCCGGCGGUCGCUGCUCGCCGACGGCUCGCUGCACAUCGCCAAGGUGCAGCCCAAGGCAGACCUGGGGGAGUACCGCUGCAUGCUGCGGACUCCAGAGGGACUCGUGGCGUCUCCAGCCAUCGCCCUGGAGCUCGCAGGUAUCUCGCACGAGUUCUCCGCGGUCCCGGAGAACGUGACGGCGACGGCGGGCGAAGUCGUGCGUUUCACGUGCCAAAUCCAGUCAGUUCCAAGUGCGACCAUCGCGUGGGAGCACAACAAGAAGCAACUACCUCAAAACAGCAGAUACGUUACUGUAGAGCCGGGAGUUCUCUACAUAACCUCUGUUGAAAGCUCAGACGAAGGCAACUACAGAUGCGUCGCGACGAACCCCGCGACGGGCAAGAAGCGGCCCAGCCCCGAGGCCCGGCUGUCGGUGGAGCGGCGGCCGGCGGGCGCCGCCCCCGCCGCCGCCGCCGCCCCCGCACGGCUGCUGCCGCCGCUGGCCGCCGUGGUGAACGCGACCGAGGGCGGCGCCGCGACGCUGGUGUGCGCCGCCUCCGGCCUGCCGCCGCCGGCGCUGCGCUGGCUGCACCCCGAGGGCGCCGCGGGGGCGGUGGGGGCGGGGCUGGUCGCGCUCGAGCUCUCCAACGUGACGGCCGCCAGCGCCGGGGACUACACCUGCGCCACCGAGGACGGCGAACAGGAGCAGAAGGUGACACUGUCAGUUUGGCAGGCGCCGGAAGUGCGAGUGAAGCCACCCUCUCAGAGCUUUCCUGCCGCCAAGACUGUUCGCUUCAACUGUGAGGCGGUCGGGGAGCCCAAGCCAGAGAUAGUGUGGUUCAAGGACGGAGUGCGGCUCCACAUCAAUGGCCGAAUGAAGCAGAGGGGUGCAGAACUGCUGAUCGCGACGACGCAGAUGUCCGAUUCGGGCCUGUACCAGUGCGCAGCCCGCAACGCCGCGGGGGAGAACUACGCCGUCGCCCGGCUGUCGAUAAAGUCGCCGUCACGCAUCGACCCUCCGCGCGGCCUCUCGUGCCGCACGCUGGCCUCGGGUGGCAUCGAGCUGUCCUGGAACCAGCCACCCGGUGGCAACUUCACCGCCUUCACUGUCCACUACCUGCCCACAGAAGGAGGGGAGGAGACACAGUUGGUCACAGUCAAUCAGUCGAUACGCGUGGAGGACCUGCAGCCGUUCACCAACUACACCCUCUACACGCGCGUCUACUUCCAGCGGUCAGCCAGUGAGGAGUCGGAGCGAGUCAUCUGCCGAACUGCGGAGGGAGUUCCGACAACAGCGCCACGGGUGUCGGUGCAGACAGUGGAUGCGACGACGGCAUCCGUGAGCUGGCAGCCGCUGACUCCGGUGGAGGCGCGUGGCCACGUCGCGUCUUACAAGCUGCAGUGGGGGCCGCAGGGGGAGCCCGCUUACAGCGUCGAGGAGCUGCCGCCCUCCACCACACACUAUGUCCUCACAGGGUUGGAACCGGGGAGACAUUACAACGUCAGAGUCCUGGCGGCGACAAGCCGCGGCUACCCGACGGAAGACCUGCCGUGGGUCACGGUGCAGAUGCCCAGCGGCAGUGUGGAUGGGGACGAGGGGCCCGGUGGCGGCGUGGGUGGGAGCCCCGUGGCAGUCGCCCUGGUCGUCACGCGCGUCAAUGCCACCGUGCUGCAGGUCGCAUGGAAGAAGCCGAAUACUUCUGUCGACGACGGAGUACAGCUGUGGUACAGGCCGCGUGGCAGUUCGGAGGUCGGCCCCUUCACUUACGACGCCAACGCGACACGUGCGGUGCUCACGGGUUUAGUGGAAGGGCCACUCUACGAGAUUCGCGUGCGCUCCGGUGGCGUGGCCGGCUUCGCGGUGUCCGUCCCGUCACUGCCUCCCCCGCUAGACGUCUCGGCCACCCCUACCUCCCCGCGGUCCCUCCGCAUCGCGUGGACCGCCUCGCCAGACGUGGCGCGCUACAGUGUCGCAGUUAUACCUCUGGGCGUUCCGGGUGGAGCAGAGGGGAAGCAGCGACACUUCUUAGUCAGCACACCACCUGCCAUUGAGGUGACAGAGCUGGAGCCGAACACCCUGUACGAGGUUAAGAUACGCAGUGAGGACUCGGCUGGACGGAAGGGUCCCUACGGGCAGACUAUGGAAGUCAGGACGCCAGAAGACAUCCCGAGCCACGUGCGGGACGUGAGGACGGAAGCCCUGAACCGGACAGCCAUCCGCGUCACCUGGCGUCCGCCCGCCGUGCUCAACGGUGUCCUCAUCGGCUACACGGUGGCUGUCGACCCCAACCGCACGGCUGCUCUGCCCGGCAAAGCAGUCCGUGCUGCCAGUGUGUCUGCCGUGAAGCACUCUGCCGACGUGUCCGGCCUACAGCCGAAUCUGCAGUACUUCGUGACGGUGUCUGCUCGCAACGGUGCGGGACACGGCCCGCCAUCCGGCGCCAAAGCGGUGGUCAUCAGGGUGGCCGGAAACGAGUCGCGUGAAGUCACGCCCAUCCCGACUGUGCUGCCGCCUCCUCCCGGUGACCAGCCGCCUGUAGUCUACGAUGACCAACACCUCGUUUCACCCGUCCCUCCGGCAGGCAUCGCGAUCGGAGUGUCGGUGGGCCUGGCCUGUGUCGUGGUGUGCGUGGCGGCCUUCCUGUGGCGCAGGCACUGCCCCAAGGUCCGGGGCGGGCGGCACCGGCGGGGCCGCGUCCCGGGGCUCGCGGGGUGUGGCGGCGGCCCGGAGGGGGGCGGCAGGGGCGCGGCCGGGCGGUACGCGCGGCCGCAGCAGCGCCAGUGGGAGCUGGAGGUGCUGGACGCGGCGCCGCCACUGGCCGAGUCGCACAUCCCGCCCCCACCGCCACCCGAACUUUUUGACACCAAGGGCGGCUACCCGAACGGUCACACAAACGGAGUGAAGCGUCCGGUGCUGAGCAACGGUCGCAUCCCUAAUGGCCACACGUCCACGGGCAUCCACAUUACCGAGAAUCCACAGUACAAAUGUGGAGACAAGGGAGGUGCCUCCCUGGGGAACGAGGGCCUUCAGGCGGGGGCAGGUGCCAGUGAGGUUGCGGGGGUGGGGGAGCAGGAACAGCUCCUCGUGCAGCACGGAUCCGCCACCAGCGACUCUGUUGCGGCGGACACUUCAGCUGAGGGUUCGGUUGUGGACACGACACAGGUGACCCUCCUGGGCUCCGACAUGGCGUCAACGACCUCAGAGUAGCCGUUCGGAACCAGCCACUCCGUGUAUGGAUGCGGGUACAUGCCACACGAUGCUUCCUCCUCCUCCUCCUCCUCCUCCUCCUCGCAUUUCUUUCUGCCGCCGGCACCGUUGUGCGUACUACUACUCCGGCCACUUCUCGGAAAUGGCACACUGUCGCCGUCAGAGAGGGAGAGGUGUGGUUUUUCUAAAGUUUAAGUGAUGUGUAUUAUAAAGCGUAGUGUUAAGGGUAGCGUAUUUAUAAAUGUUUAAUUUGUAUAAUGUUUCUCUUCUUUGCUUUUUGCCAUUUUUUUCUGAACGUAGUACGGAGUGACGGAGCAGAAAAGACAAAUUUAAUUUUCUAAAAAAAAUUUAAAAAAGUGACAACACGAUAGUGUCUGGGAAUAAAUUACUCGUACAGUGAUAUUAGUAUACUUUGCCUAAUUACUGUAAAGGAAGAAGAGUAAUAGUGGAACAAUAUUUAAUGUAGCGACCCUUUUUAUUUUGUUAUCGAUUUGUCGGGAGCGGCUGCCCGUGUCGCAACUGCACCGCAAUGUGCGCCACUGUCAGUUGGCUGUGAGCGACUGUAAAAGCGACUGAAGCGUAGCUUGCGAGACCGAGAUUCCACUUUAUUUUUUAUUUGUCAGUAGCAGUGUAGCUACCGUUGGUCACUUUAAGUGUCUCGCCUAGCAGUUCUAAACAGAUAAAAGUUUAAACAAACACUAUUGCUGGUUCUGUAUGACACAGAUGUCCUGUGUGCAAAUGAAAAAAAGAAAAAAAAGAGAAUCAAUUGAUGGUACCUGAAAAUAACUCUUCUUGUAAAAAAUGUAACAGAAAAUUAUAAUACAAAACGCUGUUUAAACCGACAGGUUUUAUUACAUUUCCAUGUACACUAAUCAGUGUCUAGAAUAGUUUCCAAGUACAGUAGUUAUUCUGCAUUCCAUUAGAUGUCAGGCAGAGGGAACAGAUUGUUGCACCCUUUGAUAGACUGCGUUUUAUAAUUUCUUGUGAUUAUUUGUGUUGCUGAUCAAAAACUACCGUAAUUGUAUCAUCAAGUGCUUUGUGGCCAAUAAUUGUAACAGUAGUCGGAGUCCAAACAAAACAUUGAGAAAGCCUGGAAUAAUAUAGUGUCUUAUUCACCAUUUGUCCCUAGAUUACUUGAAUCGCUGACCCACAAAUGACACACUUUCAUCCAGGUUGAUAACCCGAACUGGAAAUUAUAAUAAGAAAGGGAAAAGAAACACACGGGAAAAAUACUGGACCAAAUUUGGUUCUCUCUUCAUUAAUUGAUACAGUAAGAAUGGAGAGUUCCUUUUUAAUAUGCUCCAGAAGUGGACGGGAUUUAUAAGGUACCUCUCUUUAGCCGAAGUCUUCCAGAGUACAAUCUGGCUAUCUCAUUCAGUGUCCAAUAUCUCUUUGUGUGUAAACGUGUGCAUCAGAUCCAGGCUGUGUGAAGGAGGAAAUGUUAUGAGUUUGAUUUGUUGCAGAACUCUGCAGGAUUUAGACGUUGAGCUUUGGAUGCCUUGCUCUAACUGCACAGUACUUCAGCAGAGAUGAAGCCUCUUCACAUUUUUUUGUGUAGCCUGGGUCUGACUUUUUUCAGAUUCGAGAUAGUGUUGGUAAAACAGUUUUUUGUUUUGAUUACUCAAUUAUCUCAAGAUAAGAGCUACUACAACACUAUUUCAGUGUUUACAUGGCAGUACACAAACAUAUACUCUUAAUUUUUUUUAGUUGUUACAUAAUUUUUGCUUACUCCAUGCAACAUCUCUCUUUAGCUGGUAGGGACUUCAUAAGUGUGUACUAAGUCAUCAGCAACACAAAUGAAUCUGUGUCAUGUUAUCAAAGGGAAAACAGUUUGUUCUCACUAUCUGCAAAUAUAGAUCUUCUGCUCAGACUGUUCUUCUUCCCUUUUUCAAAAAAAACAAAAUCAUUGCUUUAUAACUGUAAACACAGGGUGAAACUCUCCUGUUUGUUAUUGAUUUUUACGGAGAUUUUAUGGAAGUAUAUAACAUUUAGGGGACCACCAUAAUUUGUACAUCCCAGCUUUACCAUGCUGCUGUGGCAGUCGCCAACAAUGUAUGGAGACUUAUUUUUUUGAUCAGAGAAAUUACAGAAUUAGCAGAAACUUUAUGACUUUAGAAGUCAUUUUAUUGGUAUCAUGCACUCAGUGCACCCCACUGCUAAUUAUUUGGUCAGAAUACCUUUACACGAAUGAAUCUUCAGUUUUCAUACAUUGUUACUCUCGAUCUCUGUCUAAAACUAUCUUUAUUUGAAAAUAUUUUUUCAUUGGCUGCCUUUUUUGUGUGGAUUUAAGUUGAAUUUCUCAAGACUGUCAGAAGCGCACAAGCAAAACAGAAGCACCCCUUAUUAAACAAUGCCAAUUAUUUAGUGAAAUUCCUCUACAGUUACUUAAGAAUUUUUGCCAGCUGUGGAAAGUAUCUCAGUGGAAGCUUUUCUGUUCUCUAAGCAUACCAUUGUCAGUCACAUCACUUUAUACUUCUGGUGAUGUUAGUAUUCAUGUGACUAGUUUUUAGUGGAGAUUUCCUGUAUUCUUUAGCUUGUGCUGCCAAUAUCUAUAAACAGUAAUAAUUUUGUAUUUUCUCUUAUGUUCUAUAUUGUCAAAACAUCCAACAGAAAGUACUUUAUGUAAUGGAAACAUUUGUUGUCAUAUACUUCUUUUUGUAGAAUCACUGGUGGUCCCUGUCAAAGAUUAUAUGUGAAAGCAAUGCUUUAACCAAGUCUGUUCUAUUCAAACACUGUAUAUUUUUGUGUCAUUUUUGUUUUGCACUUGAAUAGUGGAAUCAGUGGCAGACAAAGCACUGUGUAACUAGUACUAGCAUCAUGACAAUAUAAAAUGUU
This is a messenger RNA of Schistocerca piceifrons (Central American locust), 6357 nucleotides long. RefSeq names its product protogenin A-like. The record is from RefSeq and is a predicted model, not a curated record. Gene Ontology annotation, molecular function: protein binding. Lineage: Eukaryota; Metazoa; Arthropoda; Insecta; Orthoptera; Acrididae. The coding region runs from base 1 to 3522 and encodes 1173 amino acids. The transcript is spliced from 20 exons. Gene Ontology annotation, biological process: cell-cell adhesion; axon guidance. Gene Ontology annotation, cellular component: axon; plasma membrane.